Molecule: messenger RNA, 2823 nt
Organism: Vitrella brassicaformis
Lineage: Eukaryota; Vitrellaceae
Source: the annotation of a GenBank genome assembly
CGUCUGUCCGUCUGUCUGUCUGUCUUUGAUGAAUGAAGGUCUCUGCCACACACCAAUCCGAUCCUCCCAAACCGCCAGCACCAUCACUCCCUCCCUCCGUGGCCUUCCUGGCCGCCAUCUCCCUCCUGCUGCUGCUGCUGGUGCUGUGUGCGGGGCGAUGCCGGUCCACCAUCGGCCUGGGAGGGUCCACCCUGCUGCAUCAUGGCCGCCUUCUGCUGAAUGGCCUGCUUCAUCCCCAGGGCGUAGUAGUGGUACGGGUGCAUGGUGGGCGACACGGCAGCUGUCGAUCCGCCGUAUGCAGCGGCAGCAGCGGCCGCGAAGGGGUGGUGCUGGUACACAGGGGGUGGGCCCGCAGACAUCUGAUAGACAGACAUACAAACAUGACAACACGCAUAGCAUAGCACAGCACAAGUCAGUCAAACUUUGUCCGUCUGCUGAUGUGAUGAGUCUCACCUGUGCAGCCUGCUGGUCUGUGCCCGCCUCGGGUAUCCGAUUUGACAGCCCCGAUGCCGGCGAAGCAGCCGCAGCCGCAGCCGCAGAAGUCGCCAUGCCGGGUGAGUGCCUCGCUGGCUGCCCCUCAGCCAUCCCACCUGCCUCCUCCCCCGCCCCACCCAGCUGCUGCUGCUGCUGCUGCACCAUGAUGUUGAACAUGUGCUGCCCACCUGCCAGGAAGGCCGCCAUGGCAGGGGUGCUGUCAUCCUGCUGCUGCUGCUGCUGCAUGGGGGAGUGGGGCUUCAUCAUCGGAGGCAUCACUGGCGGCCUCAGCAGAGGGCGGCCGGCACCUGGCGAGAACGGAAGACCGCCGGCAAUGUGGGGACGGGGGGAGGCCGCUGCUGCUGCCGCGGCCUUUUCCUGCGGUGUGGAAGGCCUCUUGCGUGUGGUGCCGUCGUGUGGGGGUGUUUGGGGGGGCAUCAUGGUGAGGAUGCGAGCCUGCUCCAUCCGCACCUGGGCCAUCUCUUGCUGCGGGCACAUUGACAGACAGCCGGGCACAUUGACAGACAGACACGUAGACAGACAGACAGACAGACAGAGAGGCGGUGAGAGGCAGGUUUGUUUCGUCUGGUGGUGAGUUGGCCGGGUGCGUGUGUCCAGUACGUACCUGUCUCUGCGCAGCGAGGUGGUCGACGGCUUGUUUGAAUGAAGCGCAGUUGUGGUGGAGCCGCUUGAGCACCACACGGUAGUCCUGCACAUACAUAGCACAGAGAGACCACACCACAUCCACCCAAAUGGGAUGGGUGUGAGAGCGACAGUGUGCAUCUCAUGGCAUCGCAUGACAUGAGGUCACUCUCACUUACCUCUAGCGUCAUUGGGUGAGUGCAGUGCACCGACACCUCAUGGCCCUCCUUGGCCACCUGGUGCACGGCCAUACACAAACAAACCACAUACAUCGCAACCGCUUUCCUCCUCCUUGCGGGCUGGGCUUACGUCGCAUGAGAUGUUGGCCUCUCUCUGCGCGACGGCCAUGAUGAAGGGGAUGGCGUGGCGGUCUUGAGCACCAGGCGCCUUGUCACGAUUCCUAUUCACCUGAUGGAUGGAUCGAUGGAUGGAUGGAUGUGCACACAGCAGUGAGGUGAUUCAGUGCAUGUGUUGCGUGUGUCUGAGAAAGAGAGAGUGUCUGUGCUCACAGCGACGAGUUGGUCGACGAGUCUGUCGAUCUGCAUGAGCUCCUGCAGCUUGGCCUUCUUCGUGUUGACCGCCUGCUGCAGCUCCAACGCCUGCAACACGUGCAUCAUGAUAUCACGACACCACACACACACACACACACACACAGACACACACACACACACAGACACACAGACACACACAGAUAACGCACGCACACGCAGCCACGCUCAGGUGGGUCUCGUGCGCCCCACUUCUUUCUUGAUUUCGACGGAUGAUCGGUCGCCGGGACUCUCGGAGAUGCCCUGAUGGAUGGAUGGAUGAGCCGAAGAACAGCCAUAUGGGCCACGGUAUACAUGCAUCGGUGCUGGGUGGGGCGUGGGUGGGGCGUUGGUGUACCUGCCAGACGAGGUAUUUGUUGGCCUUCCGCACCACCCCCAGGGCCAACAGCACAUUCAACGCAUCAUACACACGACGACUGAUGACACACAGACACACGGCAAAGACACAGCGUCAGGCGGACAAUGCAGGUGUGUAUGUCCAGUGGCAGCUUCCCUCGGCUGACCGUAUGUUCUUCUCCUCCAAAGGCCGGUCCUUUGAACUCUGCGAACCCUGCGCACGGCACACAACACAAGCCAACACGUCAAUGUCUGUCACCCAAUGAGUCGCCUCCGCUCUCUAGUUGGAAUGUUGAUCUGUACCUCCUGCAGUUCCAUGGCGACGAGUGUAUCCGCCACCUGGUUGAACGACGUCACGCCAUGCUUCUUGACCUCCUCACACACCUGAGAAUGCACCACAACACACCACAACACACCAGCGCCACACAAAGCGGAUGAUCUGAUUUGUUCUCAUGUUUUCUUCUCCUCUCACCCGCACACUGAAGUGUUUGAGUCCCUUGAUGGCCUUGCGCCCCUCCUGGUCGGUCUCCCUCUCCCUCUCCCUCUCAUCCACACGCCUCUUACUGCCGGACGAGGGCGUCAGAUGCUGAUACGCCACCGGCACGCCGCCAAGCGCAAACGGACUCACCUGUGGGGCCGCAGAGGCAGCAACCUGAGGGAUCUGUGGUGCUGCUGAUGCCGAUGCUGAUGUUGAUGCGGCACUCGCAUUGCUCUGCUGCUGCUGCAUGCUUGGAUGAGCACUGGUGGGCUGCUGUGGUGGAUGAGCGGCGGAGUUGGGCACUCCGCUGGCACCUGGAGGUGCCGAAGCACCUGGCGGUAUCAU